This is a messenger RNA of Spodoptera exigua (beet armyworm), 909 nucleotides long. NCBI's taxonomy places the organism in Eukaryota, Metazoa, Arthropoda, Insecta, Lepidoptera, Noctuidae. The record is from the annotation of a GenBank genome assembly.
AUGGUGAAGAUUUGGUUCCAAAAUCGUCGCAGCAAAUACAAGAAGAUGAUGAAAGCUGCACAGGUUGGAGCCCCACCACCAAGCCUCGGUCUACCGCCCAGCAGCCCGCCCAACAACAACCAACUAUUACAUGGAGGCGGUGGGAGUUCUAGCGGGUCUCAACACUCCCCCUCAGCGUACCAGAGUGGAGGACCAGCGCAGGCGCACUCUCCCACACCUAGCUCCACCCCGGUAUCGGAGCUAUCCCCAGGGUUGUCACCCACCGGGACCCCGUGGGAUGUGAAGCAGCCACCACAGCCGUCUUGGGAUAUCAAGGUCGGAUAUCCGACGGCAGGACGGUCGCCUGACGGCAGCUCGUGCGAUGUUAAGCCACCACAUCAACAAUCAUGGGACCCUAGGGUCGGAUAUGAGGGUUAUUUCGCGCCUCAAUCUGAUGACAUUGAAGGAUCACCAGGCGCAGACGGCAUGAGGGGCCGACCUAUGCCUUGGAUGCUGAAGGGCGCGCCGCCCGGCCCUUGGGACAUGAAAGGCGCGCACGCCGCCCACGCAUUGCACCAUCAGGGGGCGCCUCAACCUCAUCCGCCCUACGUGCCACAGUACUCGUGGUAUCAAACCGAUGCCAACCCUGGAUUACUCACGGCCCCGUCUGUGGUGGUACACCACUGUCUGUGGUGGCUCUUUGAGGCGCGCGCGGAACGCUACGCGCCGUACGCUCGGGCCUGGUUCUGGUCGGGCGGCGAGCUGCCCUUAAUCGCCGACCGCAGGCCCGUGCUUACGGUGGCCGGAGAUCGUCCCUUGAUCCCCGACGCCCGUAGUGUCGCCAGUUGCAGCUGCUGGGGCGUGAGGAGGAAGAUUGCUCCCUCACGCGGGCCGUCUCUCUCUUCCUCACGCGGGCCGCCUCUCUCUUAG